CUAGUAGAGCAAAAGAAAAAUAUCCUAGCGUCGGAAGUCGAACUGGGCGACACAAAGGCAAUCUUCAUAGACCUCUGAUGAGUCUGAUCUCUGCCGCGUGAUUUGUUGGGCAAAGAACAUGGAGUACAGAGACAAGCUAGUCCUUGCCCCAAUGGUUCGAGUGGGCACGUUGCCAUUUAGGUUACUUGCGGCUGAAUACGGUGCAGACAUAACAUAUGGGGAGGAGAUUAUCGAUCAUAAACUUCUCAAAUGCGAGCGUCGAAUCAAUGAUGUCGUUGGUUCUACUGACAUUGUGGAGAAGGGAACAGAGAAUGUUGUUUUCAGAACUUGCAAGGAAGAAAGAAAUAGGGUAGUAUUUCAGAUGGGAACUUCUGAUCCUUUGAGGGCUCUUGCCGCGGCUCAGAUAGUGUGUAAAGAUGUUGCUGCAAUAGAUAUCAAUAUGGGUUGUCCCAAAUCGUUUUCCAUUAGUGGAGGAAUGGGUGCUGCGCUGUUGGCUAAACCAGAUCUCAUUCAUGAUAUUUUGACAACAUUAAAGCGGAAUUUGGACACACCAGUAACUUGUAAGAUUCGAUUACUGAAAUCAUCACAGGAUACAAUAGAAUUAGCACGGCGAAUUGAGAAAACUGGUGUUUCUGCCCUCGCGGUCCAUGGAAGGCGAGUGGCGGAUAGGCCAAGAGAUCCUGCUAAGUGGAAUGAGAUUGCAGAAGUUGUAGCAGCGCUCUCUAUUCCAGUUAUAGCAAAUGGUGAUGUCUUUGAGUACGAAGACUUCCACCACAUAACUUCUGUGACUGCUGCCUCAUCUGUUAUGGUUGCUAGAGGAGCUCUUUGGAAUGCUUCGGUUUUCUCUCCAAAGGGAAAAAUCCCCUGGGAAGAUGUGAAAAGAGAGUAUGUUAGGAAGAGCAUCUUAUGGGAUAAUGACAUCAAAAGCACAAAGCAAACAUUGAAGGAAAUGAUAAUGCAUUAUUCUUGCCUUGAAUUUCCAGAGGGAAAGGCUGUGAUUAGAUCAGAAACUUUGGCAGAUAUAGCGCUACUUUAUGGGGAAGAAAAGUAUUACAAAUUUGUCAAUGAGAACAGGUUACUGUUUGGUGGAAGUAGAUGACAUCAAUUGGGCAUGUUUGCCUUCUUCUAGACAGUGAGUCUCUAUUUUAUUACAGAUUCUCAUGUUAUAUCUGCCCAUUUAAUUUAUUAAGUCACUGAAUCUAGUUUGUAAAUGUGAACAUUUGUAGACCUUGAUAAAAGAUUCUCCAAAAAACAAAAGAAAUGUAUUUUUCAGAUAUUUGUUUUCUCUGUGGGAAUUAAUAAUCUCAACACUUUGCUUUCAAUGGAAAAAAAUAGGGUAAAUUGCACUUCACACCCCGAAAGAUUUUAAGUUUUUCAUUUUAUACUCUCAAAGAUUAAAUUUUUCAUA
Messenger RNA from Ilex paraguariensis (yerba mate), 1408 nucleotides. The record is from the annotation of a GenBank genome assembly. NCBI's taxonomy places the organism in Eukaryota, Viridiplantae, Streptophyta, Magnoliopsida, Aquifoliales, Aquifoliaceae.